AUGGAAGAAACAAACCAAACCACACUGACAAAGUUUAUCCUUCUAGGCUUUACAACAGACCCCAAAUUGCAGUUGAUCCUCUUUGUGGCAUUUCUAGUAAUAUAUAUUGUUAGCCUGGCUGGAAACCUCACACUCAUUGCUCUAAUCUGCAGUACCUCCCGUCUUCAUACACCCAUGUAUUUCUUCAUUGGGAACCUAUCUUUCUUGGACCUCUGGUAUUCCUCUGUUUACACUCCAAAGAUCCUGGUGAACUGUGUCUCAGAUGACAAAAGCAUUUCCUUCAGAGGUUGUGCUGCCCAGUUCUUCUUCUCUGCAGGCCUUGCGUACAGUGAGUGCUACCUCCUGGCAGCAAUGGCUUAUGAUCGAUAUGUGGCCAUUGCUACUCCCCUACGAUAUGCCACUGCCAUGUCCAGAAAGCUAUGUACAGGACUGGUGACCUUCUCAUAUCUAAGUGGUUUUAUCAAUGCCACAGUCAUCACCAGUGAAACUUUCACACUGAAUUUUUGUGACAACAACAUCAUUGAUGACUUCUUCUGUGAUCUACCCCCACUGAUAAAGCUCUCCUGUGCUGUCCCCAAAAGCUACCAGUCUGUGCUGUACUUUAUUCUGGCCUCUAAUGUUAUUACACCUUCAGCACUCAUCCUUGCCUCAUAUACCUUUAUUCUGGCAGCCAUUUUGAGGAUCCGCUCCACUGAAGGGAAGCUGAAAGCCUUCUCUACAUGUGCCUCCCAUCUGACAGCUGUCACUUUGUACUACGGUUCAAUCCUCUUCAUCUACUCACGCCCUAGCUCCAGUUAUGCCUUGGAGAGGGAUAAAGUAGUAUCUGUUUUCUACACAGUAGUGAUCCCUAUGCUGAAUCCCUUAAUCUACAGCUUGAGGAACAAAGAAGUGAAGAAUGCUCUGAAGAAACUAAUAAUGAAAUGGAUGGUAUUUGCAAAAAAGUGUAACUUAGCAAAGUUAAUGUUGAAUUUGCAGUUUGAUAGUUCAGAACAUCUCAUCCUUCCAUGAAAAAUGGCUGUAGGAAAUAGUACUACUGUCACUGAAUUCAUCCUCCUGGGCCUCUCAGAUGAUCCACAGAUGCAACCAAUAUUCUUUGUGGUAUUUCUGAUCAUCUAUCUGGUCAAUGUUGUGGGUAAUGUAGGCAUGAUCAUUCUGAUCUCGUUUGAUUCCCAACUUCACAACCCUAUGUACUUCUUCCUGUGGCACCUCUCCUUCUGUGACAUUUGCUACUCAACUGCUAUUGCCCCCAGAAUGCUGUCUGAUUUAUUAUCUGAAAGCAGAAUAAUCUCCUUCACUAGCUGCACAGCUCAGUUCUAUUUCUUUGCAGUCUUUGUAGAUGCUGAAUGCUACAUUUUAGCAGCGAUGGCCUAUGACCGCUAUGUGGCUAUCUGUAACCCAUUGCUCUACUCUUCUGCCAUGUCCAAAGGUCUCUGCGUCCAGCUCUUAAUAGGAUCGUAUAUUGCUGGUACGACUAAUGCCAUAAUACAUACAACAGCCACUUUCAGUCUUAGCUUCUGCAGCUCCAACCUUAUUAACCAUUUUCUCUGUGAUGUUCCUCCACUUCUGGAAAUCUCCUGCUCUGACACCCACAUCAAUGAGAUUCUGCUCUUCACUUUUGCUGGUUUUGUUGAGAUGAGUUCUCUCUCUGUCAUCCUUGUCUCUUAUCUCCUCAUCUUGGCUGCCAUCCUGAGAAUGCACUCGGCUGCAGGGAGGUUCAAAGCCUUUUCUACCUGUGGAUCUCACUUCACUGGAGUAACUUUGUUUUAUGGGACUGUGAUUUUUAUGUAUCUACGUCCAACUUCUGUCUAUGCCAUGGACCAAGACAAAUGGGCAUCUGUGUUCUACACUGUGGUGAUUCCCAUGCUCAACCCUCUGAUCUACAGCCUGAGGAACAAAGAUGUUAAAGAAGCAUUUAAAAAACUCAUCAACAAGAAGUUAAAUUCUGCCUUAAUCUGA
Messenger RNA from Sphaerodactylus townsendi, 1956 nucleotides. Its product is annotated as olfactory receptor 8G5-like. The record is from RefSeq and is a predicted model, not a curated record. The transcript is spliced from 3 exons. NCBI's taxonomy places the organism in Eukaryota, Metazoa, Chordata, Lepidosauria, Squamata, Sphaerodactylidae. Gene Ontology annotation, molecular function: olfactory receptor activity; G protein-coupled receptor activity; odorant binding. Gene Ontology annotation, biological process: sensory perception of smell; G protein-coupled receptor signaling pathway. Gene Ontology annotation, cellular component: membrane.